Molecule: messenger RNA, 1116 nt
Organism: Fusarium pseudograminearum CS3096
Lineage: Eukaryota; Fungi; Ascomycota; Sordariomycetes; Hypocreales; Nectriaceae
Exons: 5
Coding region: 1-1116 (371 amino acids)
Biological process (GO): cellular response to oxidative stress; protein phosphorylation
Molecular function (GO): ATP binding; calcium/calmodulin-dependent protein kinase activity
Source: RefSeq, a predicted model, not a curated record
AUGGCCGCCUCUCUAGUCGCCGGCAUGCUAAACAGGCUUCACGGCCAACCCGAGAGCUACGAUAAGAAAGCCAAGUACAAGUUCGGUCGAACCCUCGGUGCUGGAACAUAUGGAGUUGUUCGUGAGGCCGACGGCCCUACCGGCAAGGUCGCUGUAAAGAUCAUCCUCAAGCGAAAUGUCAAGGGCAACGAGCAAAUGGUCUAUGACGAGCUCGAGAUGCUGCAGAAGCUCAAGCAUCCUCAUAUCGUCAAGUUUGUCGACUGGUUCGAGUCAAGGGACAAGUUCUACAUUGUUACACAGCUCGCUACUGGCGGCGAGCUUUUCGACCGUAUCUGCGAACAGGGCAAGUUCACCGAGAAGGAUGCCGCCGAAACUAUCAAGCAAAUUCUUCUUGCUGUCGAUUUCCUCCACAAGAACAACAUUGUUCACAGAGAUCUCAAGCCCGAGAACCUUCUCUACCUCAACAGAGACCCAGAAUCCGACCUCGUGCUGGCCGACUUUGGUAUCGCCAAGAUGCUUGAUGGAAAGGGUGAAUCGCUCAAAACCAUGGCUGGUUCCUUUGGUUAUGCUGCCCCCGAAGUGAUGCGUAAGGAAGGCCACGGAAAGCCCGUAGACAUGUGGUCUAUGGGUGUCAUCACUUACACCCUGCUCUGUGGUUACUCGCCCUUCCGAAGCGAGAACCUCCAGGAUCUCAUCCGAGAAUGCACUGAUAACUCUGUCGUCUUCCACGAGCGCUACUGGAAGGAUGUCAGCAACGAUGCCAAGGACUUCAUCCUGAAGCUUAUCGAUCCCGAUGCUGACAAGCGUUGGACUAGUGAGGAAGCGCUGGGCCACAUCUGGCUCACUGGUGAGAAUGCCACCGACUACAACUUGUUGCCCGAGAUCAAGUCGUUCCGCGCCAGAAGCCGAUUCAGGCGUAUCAUCGAAAAGAUCAAGCUCCAGGCCCGUAUCGAAAAGCUCAAGGCUAUGGAGGAGGAUCCCGACAACUCAGAUCUGUCGGCAAUCUUCUCCGAGGUUGCCAGAGCAAAGCUUGCAGACGAAAAGGAGGAAAGAGAGGUUCUCCGCGUCACGCAAGAGGUCGAAAAGGAGGUCAAGCGACGCAGCUUCCAGGCUUAA